Coregonus sp. 'balchen' is the source of this 13588-nucleotide messenger RNA. The record is from the annotation of a GenBank genome assembly. NCBI's taxonomy places the organism in Eukaryota, Metazoa, Chordata, Actinopteri, Salmoniformes, Salmonidae.
CUUCUCUUUCAUUCUUCCCUCAGGAAAGAGAUCUCCAAGAUCAUGUCUAGCUCCUACCUGCGAGGCCUCAACAUAGCCUCCUUCUUUGCGGCCAGUAAGAUCAUCGUCUUCAUCACCUUCACUGUCUACGUCCUCCUGGGGAACACCAUCUCAGCCAGCCGGGUGUUUGUGGCAGUGUCUCUAUAUGGUGCCAUCAAGCUCACAGUGACCCUCUUCUUUCCACUGGCCAUCGAGAAGGUGUUCGAGACCAUCAUCAGUAUCCGCAGGAUCAAGGUACUCUAUAGAUCAUCUGGCACAAAAUGGCUACUGUGCUUCACCUAGGUGCAAGGAGUUAUUGUAGUUUUAGUAUGGUUUGUUUGGCUGCAUCAUCUCUCUGUUGACCCACAGAAUUUCCUUCUGUUGGAUGAGAUUGAGAGAAACAACAUGAGAUUCACCCUGGAGGAAGAGAAAGACACCUCUGUUGAGAUCAAGGACUUAAUUUGCUACUGGGACAAGGUGAAUAUUCUGGCAGGGUCAAAUGUUGAAUGUCCAAAUGUUGAUAUACAAAACAAGUAGACGCCUGUCCUGUGUGGUAGCUUCAUGUAUUGCUAUGAAAUGUCCCUUCCCUCUGUCUCCACAGUGUCUGGACGCCCCGUCUCUCCAGAACCUGUCACUCACAGUAAAGUCGGAGCAGCUUGUCGCAGUCAUUGGACCUGUGGGGGCUGGAAAGGUCAGAGGUCAUGCACAGUAUAGAGUACACUAUAUAUAGAAAAGUAUGUGGACACCCCUUCAAAAUAGUGGAUUCGCCUAUUUCAACCACACCCGUUGCUGACAGGUGUAUAAAAUCGAGCACACAGCCAUGCAAUCUCCAUAGACAAACAUUGUCAGUAGAAUGGCCUUACUGAAGAGCUCAGUGGCAUUCAACGUGGCACCGUCAUAGGAUGCCACCUUUCUAACAAGUCAGUUCGUCAAAUUUCUGCCCUGCUAGAGCUGCCCCGGUCAACUGUAAGUGCUGAAGCACGUAGCGCGUAAAAAUAAUCUGUCCUCGGUUGCAACACUCACUACCGAGUUCCAAACUGCCUCUGGAAGCAACGUCUGCACAAGAACUGUUCGGCGGGAGCUCCAUGACCAUGGCCGAGCAGCCACACACAAGCUUAAGAUCACCAUGCGCAAUGCCAAGUGUUGGCUUGAGUGGUGUAAAGCUCUCCGCCAUUGGAUUCUCCAGGAGAACGCUACCUGCCCCAAUGCAUAGUGCCAACAGUCAAGUUUGGUGGUGGAGGAAUAAUGGUCUGGGGCUGUUUUUCAUGGUUCGGGCUAGGCCCCUUAGUUCCAGUGAAGGGAAAUCUGAAUGUUACAGCAUACAAUGACAUUCUAGACAAUUAUGUGCUUCCAACUUUGUGGCAACAGUUUGGGGAAGGCCCUUUCCUGAUUCAGCAUGACAACGCCCCCGUGCACAAAGUGAGGUCCAUACAGAAAUGGUUUGUUGAGAUCGGUGGGAAAGAACUUGACUGGCUUGCACAGAACCCUGACCUCAACCCCAUCGAACACCUUUGGGAUGAAUUGGAACGCCGACUGAGAGCCAGGCCUAAUUGCACAUCAGUGCCUGACCUCACUAAUGCUCUUGUGACUGAAUGGAAGCAAGUCCCCACAGCAAUGUUCCAACAUCUAGUGGAAAGCCUUCCCAGAAGAGUAGAGGCUGUUUUGGUAGCAGCAAAGGUGGGGACCAACUCCAUAUUAAUGCCCAUGAUUUGGAAUGAGAUGUUUUGACAAGCAGAUGUCCCACAUACUUUUGGGCAUGUAGUGUGUAUAUACAGUGGGGGAAAAAAGUAUUUAGUCAGCCACCAAAUUUUGCAAGUUUCCCACUUAAAAAGAUGAGAGAGGCCUGUAAUUUCAAACAUAGGUACACGUCAACUAUGACAGACAAAAUUUAGGAAAAAAAAUCCAAAAAAAAGAAAAUCCCAUUGUAGGAUUUUUAAUGAAUUUAUUUGCAAAUAUGGUGGAAAAUAAGAUUUGGUCACUACCCAAAAAAGCAAGAUUUCUGGCUCCAGACCCUGUAACUUCUUUUUAAGAGGCUCCUCUGUCCUCCCUCGUUACCUGUAUUAAUGGGACCUGUUUGAACUUGUUAUCAGUAUAAAAGUCACCUGUCCACAACCUCAAACAGUCACACUCCAAAAUCCCUAUGGCCAAGAUCAAAGAGCUGUCAAAGGACACCCGAAAACAAAAUUGUAGACCUGCACCAGGCUGGGAAGACUGAAUAUGCAAUAGGUAAGCAGCUUUGGGUUUUAAUAAAUCCAACUGUGGGAGCAAUUUUUAGGAAAUGGAAGAAUACAAGACCAAUGAUAAUCUCCCUCGAUCUGGGGCUCCACGCAAGAUCUCACCCCGUGGGGUCAAAAUGAUCACAAGAACGGUGAGCAAAAAUCCCAGAACCACACAGGGGGACCUAGUGAAUGACCUGCAGAGAGCUGGGACCAAAGUAACAAAGCCUACCAUCAGUAACACACUACGCCGCCAGGGACUCAAAUACUGCAUUUUGCAGACGGUCCCCCUGCUUAAGCCAGUACAUGUCCGGGCCCGUCUGAAGUUUGCUAGAGUGCAUUUGGAUGAUCCAGAAGAGGAUGGGAGGAAUGUCAUAUGGUCGAUGAAACCAAAAUAAACUUUUGGUAAAAAACUCAACUCGUCGUGUUUGGAGGACAAAGAAUGCUGAGUUGCAUCCAAAAGAACACCAUCCCUACUGUGAGCAUGGGGGUGGAAACAUCAUGCUUUGGGGCUGUUUUUCUGCAAAGGGACCAGGACGACUGAUCCGUGUAAAGGAAAGAAUGAAUGGGGCCAUGUAUCGUGAGUUUUGAGUGAAAACCUCCUUCCAUCAGCAAGGGCAUUGAAAAUGAAACGUGGCUGGGUCUUUCAGCAUGACAAUGAUCCAAACACACGCCCCGGGCAACGAAGGAGUGGCUUCGUAAAAAAGCAUUUCAAGGCCCUGGAGUGGCCUAGCCAGUCUCCAGAUCCCCAACCCCAUAAAAAUCUUUGGAGGGUUGAAAGUCCAUGUUGCCCAGCGACAGCCCCAAAACACUCACUGCUCUAGGGGGAAUCUCAGGGAGGAAGGGGCCCAAAAAAUACCAGCAACGUGGUGUGAAAACCUUGUGAAGACUUACAGAAAACGUUUGACCUGUAAAUGUAUAAGCCAUAUCAGCCAGCUCACAUGUUUACCCUCCCAUCUUCCACAGUCCUCUCUGCUAAGCGCCAUCCUGGGGGAGCUGCCUCACGACAAGGGCGUGUUGAGGAUCAAAGGUCAGCUGACCUACUCCUCCCAGCAGCCCUGGGUGUUCCCUGGAACCAUCCGCAGCAACAUCCUGUUUGGCAAAGAGCUCCAUCUUCAGAAGUAUGAGAAGGUCCUGAGAGCCUGCGCCCUCAAGAGGGUAAGACACACUGAAUGGAGCUCUCAUGGUAUUUAUUCUAGGAGCUUUUCAGUGGUUGUAAUGGUUUUGUGUUCUAUGACUGUUAACCCCUGUCGCUGUUGUCCCUUCUGUGUUCAGGACAUGGAGUUGCUGCCAGAUGGGGACCUGACAGUGAUAGGGGACAGAGGAGCCACCCUCAGUGGGGGACAGAAAGCUAGAGUGAACCUGGCCCGGUAAGACCACAGCUCCACUUCAUACCAGAGUAGAAAUGAGUUGAGGUACAUUCUAUAGAUGUGAUGAAUAUCCUCCUGUCUCUAUCUGAAAGCCUUGUUGUUGUGUCUCAGGGCUGUGUACCAGGAUGCUGAUAUCUACCUGCUGGACGACCCUCUAAGUGCUGUGGAUGCUGAGGUCGGGAGACACCUGUUUGAACAGUGAGUGAACUACAGUUUCAGCUGAACAGGUUGUUUCUUUUUACACCACUAUGAUGAGAUAAACUCAGAUCCUCAAGGACCUUUUACAACUGAAUAGAGUGAUGCAAUACAAUAGUACACUGAUAGGACUUUGCUCUCAGUAGACUGUAUCAACAUGAUUGUAAAAGAGCAAAACGAUAGAAAACACAACCCACUGGGCACACAAUGGUUGAAUCCAAGUUGUUUCCAUGUCAUUUCAAUGAAAUGACGUUGAACCAACGUGGAAUAGACGUUGAAUUGAUGUCUGUGCCCAGUGGCAAGCUCAUCUAUUUUGCAGCAGCAUAAGCAGUGGUGUAAAGGACUUAAGUAAAAAUACUUUCAAGUAUUUCGUUUUUUUAGUUUUACCAGGCUGGUCUCAUUGAGGUUAAAAAGUAUUUCACAAGAGAGACCUGGCCCAAAUAGCAGCUCACUAAGUUUCAGACCCAUUUACAACAUACAACACAAAGCACUACAGUUUAAAACAAACAUUUACACAUUGAGCAGCAAGAGAGUUUGGGGAGGUUUGGUGCAACUAUGAAAUGAUGACCUCUUGCUAAAUAUUUGGUCACAUGAUUCAUUUUGCGUAUGGUUUCCUAGAAACAAGAGGUGGCUCAAAUAAUCCUUUGGCUCAACUUACCCCACUAUCCUUUAGUACAACUGAACUACAUUCUUCCCAGACUCAGAUUAGGCCUACUUACUGGCUGCUUCUUUAGGGCAGGAAUGGGUAUUUGUAUAGCAUUUACAAGGAAAAGGAGGUUCAGGGUCAUGUGGAUUCUCUGAUGUUAGAACAGGCUUCAUGCCUUAGGCCUACACCAGCAGGGUGAAACUGCCCUUUAACUGUCAGCAUCAUUAUGGGAGUGGUAGUAAACCGAGAAGAUUUAGUGGUGCACGCUAUACUAAAAACCUGACAUGGCCCCGUCUCUCUAUCUAUCUGUCUGUCACUGUCUGUGUUUGUGUCUGUCUCUGUCUGUCUGUCUCCAUGUGUCCGUCUGUCUGUCAUCAUGUGUCUGUGUGUCCAGGUGUAUCUGUGGUAUUCUGAAGAAUAAGCCCCGCAUCCUGGUCACCCACCAGUUGCAGUACCUCCAAGCAGCCGACCAGAUCCUCGUCCUCAAGGAGGUGUGUUCCUGGCAGGGUUUAACAUUCCACACAUGCUUUGUACCCUUCAAAUGACCACCGGUGCAUUUCUGCUUACCUUUUACUUUGCUGAGCACAUAACACGUGUACUGCUGUCAAUCUUUAUGAAAGGAAUAGUUCACACAAAGGCAUAUGAAUACAGACUCCAGAAGUUGGGCAGGGUGUGACUUUCGUAUGUGUGUGUCAGGGUCACAUGGUGGCGAGGGGGACAUACUCCGAGCUGCAGCACUCUGGGGUUGACUUCACCUCCCUGCUGAAGAGGGACGAGGAGGAGGAGCCACAAACCAACAACAAUCACUCAGUGGUCAAACACGCCCUCUCCCAGAACUCUGUUUGCUCCCGGAAUUCAGUGGUCUCCCACACCUCCUCCAUGCACUCUGUUCAAGAUGGAGCUGAACAGCUUCCGGUGGGUCCAAACUCCACCCACUUCCUGUCAAGUCCUUAGAUAUAGUCACAAGGAGGAUUCUCAUUCUGAAGUGUCCCUGAUCGUCCCUCCCUUUUUUUUUUAGGGAGUAGAUCAGCUUUAAUAUUGCAGAUAGAUUGUAAUUGUCUGCAUCACUUCCAAUCCCCCAUAUGUUUUUUUCUCUCUCGCAUAUAUAUAUAUAUAUAUAUAUACACAGUGCUAUGAAAAAGUAUUUGCCCCUUUCUAAUUUUCUCUAGUUUUGCAUAUUUCUGAUACUGAAUGUUAUCAUAUCUUCAACCAAAACCUAAUAUUAGAUAAAGGGAACAUAAGUGAACAAAGAACACAACAAUUACAUAUUUAUUUCAUUUAUUUUAUAAACAAAGUUAUGCAACACCCAAUUCCCCUGUGUGAAAAAAGUAAUUGCCCCCUUACACUCUAACUGGUUGUGCCAUUUUUAGCUGCAAUGACUCCAACCAAAUGCUUCCUGGAGUUGAUCAGCCUCUCACGUCGCUGUGGAGGAAUUUUGGCCCACUCUUCCAUGCAGAACUGCUUUAACUCAGUGACAUGUGGGUUUUCAAGCAUGAACUGCUCGUUUAAAGUCCUGCCACAACAUCUCAAUUGCGAUUAGGUCUGGACUUUGAAUAGGCCAUUCCAAAACUUCAAAUGUGUUGCUUUUUAGCAAUUUUCAUGUAGACUUGAUUGUGUGUUUUGGAUCAUUGUCUUGCUGCAUGACCCAGCUGCGCUUCAGCUUCAGCUCACAGACGGAUGGUCUGACAUUCUCCUGUAGAAUUCUCUGAUACAGAGCAGAAUACAGAGCAAGUCGUCCAGGUCCUGAGGCAGCAAAGCAUCCCCAAACCAUCACACCACCACCACCAUGCUUGACCUUUGGUAUGAUGUUCUUACUGUGGAAUGAAGAGUUUGGUUUUCGCAAGGCAUUACUGGAACCAUGUCGUCCAAAAAGUUGACUCAAGUUUGCCAAAAAGCACCUGGAAGAUCAUCAAGACUUUUGGAAGAAUGUUCUAUGGACAGAUGAUUCAAAAGUAUAACUUUUUGGACGACAUGGUUCCAGUAAUGCCUGGCCAAAAUUCCUCCACAGCGACGUGAGAGACUGUUCAACAACUACAGGAAGCAUUUGGUUGGAGUCAUUGCAGCUAAAGGUGCCACAACCAGUUAUUGAGUGUAAGGGGGCAAUUACUUUUUCACACAGGGGAAUUGGGUGUUGCAUAACUUUGUUUAUGAAAUAAAUAUGUAAUUGUUGUGUUAUUUGUUCAAUUAUGUUCUCUUUAUCUAAUAUUAGGUUUUGGUUGAAGAUCUGAUAACAUUCAGUAUCACAAAUAUGCAAAAGUAGAGAAAAUUAGAAAGGGGGCAAAUACUUUUUCAUAGCACUGUACAUACAUAUAAAUACAUAUACAUACAUAUACAUAUCCUUUUUUAAAAAUAUAUUUCCCUUUAUUACUUUCCAACCCCACCACCCCUUCCCCAAUUGGAGUAAACUAGUGAACAACAAUGCAUAGGCCUCUACUUCCAGCUUAUACAUACUAUAUACAUUUUAGGGACACAGUCAAUUUUACAAUAAUUAUAUUUUGUUUGUUUUUACUCCUGAACUUCCUCUACCCUCAACCUCUCCGAUCAUUUUCAUGAUGUCCAUCCGGUUUGCUUCUAUAUGCCAUAUCUUUCUAACUGUGCUCUUUCACAAAAGCUCUCAACCUAUAACCUAUAUACUUAUUAUGGACACAGUAUGCUUUACAUUAGUUAUCUUGUUGUUAUCCCUUAGUUAACAGUAUUAUCUCUCCAUGUCUCCUCCCAGGAGGAGCCUGCCCAGACAGUAGCAGAGGAGAGCCGAUCGGAGGGCAACAUCGGUGCCACCCUCUACUUCAAGUACUUCAAUGCAGGAGCCAGCAUCCUGGUUAUGCUGGGCACAGUCCUCCUCAGUCUCAUCGCUGAGGUAUUAAAGCAUCCAAAAUGUCAUUCAGUGAAUAGCCAUAUGUCACCAUUCAACCUCAUAGCAUCUACAGUAUUUACAAGCAUUUUGACUUCUGAUAGAUGUGUGCAAAGUCAAACUCUGCACAGAUCAGUGCAUUGGAACCAAUGACUCACUGCAAUGAUCUAACCUACUAUAAUAUCAUAUGUCACCCACAGGUAGCGUACGUUCUUCAGGAUUGGUGGCUGGCCUAUUGGUGAGAGGCAUCUAUUGUUACAGUAGUUCAUUAUUUGUUUCACAGUGCACCAUAGCGAUGUGAAUAUUCAAAUACAAAUGCUGACUGUUUGAUUGACAGGGCAGGAGAGCAGGAGAAACUCAAUAUUAACGGCACUGUGAUUGUCCAAAAUGGCCUCAACAUCACUCAAGAGUUGGACCUCGGUUUCUACAUGGGCAUUUAUGCAGGUAUACAGAGGAAGAGCAUUCCUAAAUAUACUGUAUACUUACUUCUCCCUUCAAAGAAUGGGAAUAUUUUGCAAGUAAGUAUGAGAUUGUCCCCUUACCUGGGAAGAAGCUUGGGAAAAUCGUGUAAUGACUGACAAGUCACCUUCUCUGUGUUCAGGUUUGACUCUGGCCUCAGUCAUUUUUGGCUUUGCCAGGAGUCUGUUGAUGUUCAAUGUGCUGGUGAAAGCUGCUCAGUCUCUGCACAACCGCAUGUUCAACUCUAUCCUCCGAACGCCUGUACGCUUCUUUGACAUCAACCCAAUUGGUGAGAAACCCCCCCGUGAAAUAGAAUCUGUGUUGACUUUAUUUUUUUUGUACAAUACAAUUACUUGGAGACUUGGAAUUGAGUCCUGACCUAAAAAUGCUUUGAAACGGGUUGGGUGAGAGGGCUUGAAGGGUUAAAUGGUCAAAGGGUAAUUGUUCUCUUCCCAUUGGGAACAGACGUCAUUUUAACGUCUAGUUUUGAUUUACAUUUGGUUGAGUUGUCAACUAACGUGAAUUCAACGUUUUAAAAAAUGUAUGUCACCGUCAUUGGAUUUAGGUUAAAAGCUGGGUGAAAAAAAGACUAAAUUCCCUUAGGUUUGUUAGGGAUUGAAAACUGGUCAAGUUGUGGAUAAAUGCUAGAUAGAAGGCGAACAACUUCUAUAUUUAAAGGUUUAAUAGAUAGACAGACAGACAUAUGCAUAUGGGAAGACAGACACGUUACUCUAAGAGGUUCGCAGCAAAUCUCUCCCCCUCCAGAGGAAAGGGCGGAACUAAAUGCUCUUGUCUUACCUGUUUGCUGUUUCACCCUUCUGUGUCUGGUGCCAAAGCAUUAAAUCAAGGCUGAGACCUUGGGGUUGAAUAGACUAUACAUUUGAAACGUCUUAAUCGCUUAGGACAGCCAUGUCUGAUUUUAUGACUGAGGGUCCCAGAUACCAGUUACUAAGACCUGAUUUACGGUGACCUCUGGCCUUACAGAGGGUACCUAGAGGCCAAAUUCCAAUAGGGAAUAGUCAUCCUAAAAUAGCAUUCUUAGCACGAUGAUGACUUUUUUCAAAUCCAAUCAGUUUUCCACGUUGAUUAAACGUUAUCACAUUUAUUUUUUGUUGUUGAAGGACGUAGGAAACAAUGUUGAUUCAACCAGUUUUUCCCCAGUGGAUUACUUCCUCCUGUUUCCUCCUGUUUUGUCACAGGGAGAAUUCUCAACAGGUUCUCUAAGGACAUCGGCCAGCUGGAUUCCAUGUUACCUAAUACCUUUGUUGACUUCUGUCAGGUAAGUGAGUGUAUAUCUCUAGAGGGGAACAUCUAUGUAUUUUGCAGGCAGAUAUAGAUUUACCAUCCAAUAUCUAUACUCCAUAAAUCUUUUCUUCUCUUCAUGUCUCCUGGGGGCGUAUCCAAUCUUUCCACAGUUGAUCCUGCAGAAUAUCGGCGUGGUGGUGGUGGCAGCCUCAGUCAUGCCCUGGAUCCUCAUCCCUGUGGUUCCUCUACUCAUCGUCUUCCUGUUCCUGAGACGCUACUUCCUGCAGACAUCACGGGACGUCAAACGCCUGGAGUCCACCAGUGAGUGACAGGACUGACUGGGACAGUUAGGGGAGGCAAGGGACAAAUGAUAAUUGUACAUUUGCCCUGUUAAUGUGUACAAUUUCCCUUUUGUGUCUGUAGGCGUGUGUUGAUGUAUUUCCUGUGUUCUGCAGCUCGGAGUCCCGUCUUCUCCCACCUGUCCUCGUCCCUCCAAGGUCUGUGGACGAUCCGAGCCUUCAGAGCCGAGGAGAGAUUCCAGAACAUCUUUGACACUCAUCAGGAUCUGCACUCAGAGUCCUGGUUCCUGUUCCUGGUCACCUCUCGCUGGUUCGCUCUCCGACUGGAUGGAAUCUGUUCGGCCUUUGUCACUGUCACUGCCUUCGGCUGCCUCUUCCUCAGAGAUGGUAAGAGGAUAAGUUAUUAUGGCUGUGUCUCAAAUGACACCCUAUUACACAUGUAGUGCACCCCUGACUCAUUACACAAGCUGAUACACAAUUAUAGAAAUCAAUGUUGGUUACAUAUGAUGACGUUAAAAAAUGGAUUCUUUGGCUCAUUGCCUGUUCCCUAGCAGCAACUUGUAUUACACUUGGGGCUAAACAGUUUUGCAAGCUAUGUCAAGAAACAUAAUUAAUAAGGAAGUUUCAUGAAAUAAAAUAAAAUAAAAAAUAUCUUCUCAACAAUGCAGAGAUAAAGAAAAUAGAGAAAUUAUAGAAAUGUAAAAACACGUUAUAAUAAAUACACAAUUAGUAACGAAAACUUGGCUAUAUACAUGCGGUACCAGUACAGAGUGCAGGGGUACGAGGUAAUUGAGGUAGAUAUGUACAAAUAACUAGGAAUAAAGUGACUAGGCAACAGGAUAUAUAAUAAACAGUAGCAGCAACGUAUGUGAUGAGUCAACAUCACAUACGUUAGUGCAAAAAGGGUCAAUGCAGAUAGCCGGGUAGCUAUUUGGUUAACUAUUUAGCAGUCAUGGCAUGGGGGUAGAAGCUGUUCAGGGGCCUGUUGGUUCCAGCAUCGGUAUUGAUUGCAGUGCGAUAGCAGAAAGAACAGUCUAUGACAUGGGUGGCUGGAAUCUUUGACAAUUUUUUGUGCCUUCCUCUGACACUGCCUGGUAUAGAGGUUCUGGGUGGCAGUGAGCUCAACCCCAGUGAUGUACUGGGACGUACGCACUACCCUCUGUAGCGCCUUGAAAUCGGAUGCCAAGCAGCUGCCAUACCAAGCGGUGAUGCUGUCAGUCAAUAUGCUCUCAAUGGUGCAGCUGUAUAACUUUUUGAGGAUCUGAGGACCCAUGCUAAAUCUUUUCAGCCUCCUAAGGGAGAAGAGGCAUGGUCGUGCCUUCUUCACAACUGUGUUGGUGUGUGGACCAUGAUAGAUCCUUAGUGAUGUGGACACCGAGGAACUUGAAGCUCUCGACCCGCUCCACUACAGCCCCGUCGAUGGGGGCGUGCUCGGCCCUCCGUUUCCUGAAGACUACGAUCAGGUCCUUCAUCUUGCUGACGUUUAGGGAGAGGUUGUUGUCCUGGCACCACACUGCCAGGUCUCUAACCUCCUCUCUAUAGGCUGUCUCAUCGUAGUCGGUGAUCAGGCCUACCACCGUCGUGUUUUCAGCAAACUUAAUGAUGGUGUUGAAGUUGUCCGCGGCAAUACAGUCAUGGGAGAACGGGGAGUACAGGAGGGGACUAAGCACGCACCCCUGAGAGGCCCCCGUGUUGAGAGGCAGUGUGUUGAAUGUAUUGUUGCCUACCCUCAUCACCUGGGUGCGGCCCGUCGGGGAGUCCAGGAUCCAGUUGCAGUGGGAGGUGUUCAGUCCCAGGGUCCUUAGCUUAGUGAUGAGCUUGAAGGGCAUUAUGGUGUUGAGCGCUGAGCUGUAGUCAAUUAAAAGCAUUCUCACAUAGGUGUUCCUCUUGUCCAGGUGGGAGAGGGCAGUCUAGAGUGCAAUAGAGAUUGCGUCAUCUGUGAAUCUGUUGGGGUGGUAUGUGAAUUGGAUGGGUCCAGGGUGUCUGGGAUGAUGGUGUUGUGAGUCAUGACCAGCUUUUUAAAGCAUUUAAGGCUAUAAAUGUGAGUGCUAUGGGGUGAUAAUCAUUUAGACAGGUUACCUUGGUGUUCUUGGGCACAGGGACUAUGGUGGUCUGAUUGAAAUGUAGGUAUUACAGACUGGGUCAGGGAGAGGUUGAAAAUAUAAUUGAAGACACUUGCCAGCUGGUCAGCGUAAACUCUGAGUACACAUCAUGGUAAUCCGUCAGGUCCUGCGGCCUUGUGAAUAUUAACCUGUUUAAAGAUCUUACUCACAUUGGCUAUGGAGAGCGUGAUCACACAGUCAUCCGGAACAGCUGGUGCUCUCAUGCAUGAUUCAGUGUUGCUAGCCUCGAAGCGAGCAUAGAAGGCAUUUAGCUCGUCUGGUAGGCUUACGUCACUGGGCAGCUCUCAGCUGGGUUUCCCUUUGUAAUCCGUGAUUGUUUGCAAGCCCUGCCACAUCCGACGAGUGCCAGAGGAUUCGAUCUUAGUGCUGUAUUGACGCUUUGCCUGUUUUAUGGCUCGUCGGAGGUCGUAGCGGGAUUUCUUACAAGCGUCCAGAUUAGUGUCCGUCUCCUUGAAAGCGGCAGCUCUAGCCUUUAGCUCAGUGCGGAUGUUGCCUGUAAUCCAUGGCUUCUGGUUGAUGACAUGCAGUGUAGCCAAUUAAUUGAGUAAAUGUUCUUAUCUGUUCUGAUCAGGGCUGGAGGCGGGAGCUGUGGGUUUGGUUUUGUCCUACGCUGUCACCCUUCUUGGGAACUUCCAAUGGACCGUUCGUCAGAGUGCGGAGGUGGAGAACAUGGUAAGAUUACAUCAAAGUCCUAACUCUGGUAUUGUCCAUCCCCCAGCUCCACAGGCCCAGGACCUUUUACAAUAUGUGAAGGAUUUUACCUGGGAAUGAAUAUCCACAGGGAAAAUAAUCAAACCCAGAAAUCUGCGCCAGGGACCUGUAGAAAUUGGAAUCAAAGGGUUUUAGCUGCAUCCUGUCAUUCAAGAAUGUUCAGCUGAAACGGCUCACUUAAGAAAGCAGCGUGAGGAUUAUUGAAGUUCUAUAACGUUUUUUAUAAUUUAGUGCUGAGAAGCCCGUCUCAAAGUGUGGGCUGGUAGACGAUAUUAGAACCAGGUUUGUUUGUUUGUUUGAUUGACAUGGUUGUUUAUUCACUGUCCUCAGAUGACGUCAGUAGAGAGGGUAGUGGAGUACACAGAGCUGGAGAGUGAAGCACCCUGGGAAACCCAGAAACGUCCUCCUCCUGAGUGGCCGAGCCAAGGCCUCAUAACCUUUGACCGGGUGAACUUCUCCUACAGCUCAGACGGACCUGUGGUCCUGAAGGACAUGAAGGCCAUGUUCAGGCCCAAAGAGAAGGUUGGCAUCGUGGGCAGGACGGGUGCGGGGAAAAGCUCCCUGGUAUCGGCACUCUUCCGCCUGGCAGAGCCAGAGGGCAGGAUCCACAUCGAUGGAGUUCUGACCUCCGAGAUCGGCCUUCAUGACCUGCGCCAGAAGAUGUCCAUCAUACCUCAGGUAGCUACUGUAGGAGGCUCUUCUGUGGCUGCUCUGUCCCUUAGUCCUUCUGAAUGUAGGAAAGGAAAAGUUUCUUCUAGUUUUCAGAUAUGGCUCUGUUAGAGCUUAUUACAUUUUUCUGCUUGUGGCCCCUCUGUUCUGCAGGACCCAGUGCUUUUCACCGGAACCAUGAGGAAGAACCUGGACCCUUUCAGCCAGCACACAGACGAGGACCUGUGGAACGCUCUCCAAGAGGUACUGCUCCUCAGACUCCUAUUGAUACAGAUACAGUAACGAGAUAUACUCACAUACAUUUACAUACAGGUUAAUGGGCUUUUGGUGUCAUCAGGGUCUUACUCCAGUAACUGUUUCCUCUCCAGGUCCAGCUGAAGUCUGUGGUGGAGGAGCUGCCCAAUAAGAUGGAGACGGUUCUGGCCGAGUCGGGCUCCAACUUCAGUGUGGGUCAGAGGCAGCUGGUCUGUCUGGCCCGAGCCAUCCUGAGGAAGAACCGCAUCCUUAUCAUCGACGAGGCCACGGCCAACGUGGACCCCAGGUAAAGAGCUGCCUCACACACACACAUCUAUUAGUCGAGGAAAGCGUGAUUGUGUUUCUUUAUCCUGGUUGAGUCUUUCCUGAACUAUUUGUCUGUCUGUGUCCUGGCUCUGUAGAACAGACGAGCUGAUCCAGAAGACGAUACGAGACAAAUUCAGGGAGUGCACCGUGCUCACCAUCGCCCACCGCCUCAACACCAUCAUAGACAGCGACCGCAUUCUGGUGAGCACUCUCCCCGUCAAGUAG